AUGCAUGAACAGCUUCCACCCGUUCCUUCAAGGCAACUAACUGAUGAAGAGGCUGCAGCUCAGGUUGUCAUUAGGGAAAUUUUGAAGGCACCCCCUAUUCAGUCAACAAACCCAAAAAUCGCUUUCAUGUUUUUGACGCCAGGUCCAUUACCGUUUGAAAAGCUGUGGGAUAAGUUCUUUCAUGGUCAUGAGGAUAGAUUCUCUGUCUAUGUGCAUGCAUCUAGGGCCAAGCCAGUGCAUGCGAGUCGUUAUUUUGCUGGCCGCGAAAUACACAGUGACAAGGUUGUUUGGGGAAAAAUUUCCAUGGUAGAUGCAGAGAGGAGACUUUUGGCAAAUGCACUAAAGGACCCAGAUAAUCAGCAAUUUGUCUUGCUAUCUGAUAGUUGUGUACCAUUGCAUAAUUUUGACUAUGUGUACAACUACCUAUUGUUUACGAAUGUUAGUUUCCUUGACUGUUUUGAGGAUCCAGGUCCGCAUGGAGGUGGCAGGUAUUCGGAGCAUAUGUUGCCUGAAGUUGAAAGGAAGGACUUCAAGAAAGGUUCACAGGUUUCUUGAUGAUUCAUCACAACUGUUGCCGGUUAGGAAUGACAGGGGUGGGUUUAGGUUGGAGGACCAAUUUCACAAACCCAACCUGCGAAAGUACAUUCCCUUGUGCUUGUUCAACCCGUAUUUGGUGUGGGGCUCGCAUGGAGAAAUGAUCUGGGCAAAAAAAGUUUCCCAUCUCAUUACACAGUUGACUCUCCAUGCAAUUGUGUACAUCCUAACGUAUGGAAUUCACUGAAAGAUUUUUAUGGUUAACAUAUACAUUCUGUGUAUAGCAAGAUUGCAAUGAGAAUUUGUAGACAGCCUGCAAUGGCACCAGUGACAAAGAGUG
Messenger RNA from Ilex paraguariensis (yerba mate), 874 nucleotides. The record is from the annotation of a GenBank genome assembly. NCBI's taxonomy places the organism in Eukaryota, Viridiplantae, Streptophyta, Magnoliopsida, Aquifoliales, Aquifoliaceae.